Messenger RNA from Nothobranchius furzeri (turquoise killifish), 3268 nucleotides. RefSeq names its product FAM161 centrosomal protein A (gene fam161a). Lineage: Eukaryota; Metazoa; Chordata; Actinopteri; Cyprinodontiformes; Nothobranchiidae. The record is from RefSeq and is a predicted model, not a curated record. Gene Ontology annotation, biological process: cilium organization. Gene Ontology annotation, cellular component: cilium.
GAUUUUAAAGCACAACAAAGUCAGCUAGAACAUGGCGAACAGCCACCGGAGGAAUGUUCUGGUUACCUCGUGUCUGAAGACGCCGGUAGACCCAAACACAAAGGCGCCGUUAGCCUCAUACGAGCGGGGGAGAGCCUCGGCGUCAGGACGCCUGGACAACCGGGACUGCGAGAAAGAGCUGGAGUAUCAGGACUCGGAGUCAGAUUUCUGUGAGGAGGACUGUGUGGGGAAGACCAGCCCUCACAUGAGAAACGGCUACACAAGAGGGCGCCCCGACCUGAGUGAAAUCUUUUUCUCCAAUGAAGAGUAUUACAGCAAGCUGGAGGAGCUGAAGAAGACCCAUCUGAGCACCAUGGCCAAGCUGGAAAACAUGUACGGGCAGAAGCUGCAAUUCAGGCCGACUGAGCCUAUAGACGGGACCAUGCUGGACGCAUGGCACAGGUUUCCGUGGGAAAACAACAGUUCUGCAACUACACAUCAAGGCUUGAAAAAGUCCCACUCCGCUGUAGAGCUCAGGUGGGGCUCUGGCCAGUCCGACUCUUCAGAUGAAACCAGUAGCAGGAAGGAUGUGGGGAUAGGCCUGCUGUUAUCUCCUAAAGAGGUCAUCACGAAUAUGUGGAAGGACUUCAAGGUGCCCCCUCACAAUCACUGGCUGACCUCCUCAACCCCAUGUAGCCCGCCUGUAGGCCGGAGCAGACCACAAAAAAGAACGGAAGAGGCGAGGCAAGGGAGUAAAGACAGAGAAAAACACAGAGCGACUGUCCCUAAGCCGUUCCAUAUGACGCUUCGUGAAGAUGCGAGGCAGAAAUGUGGCGUAAAGACGCGUUCUGAGAUGGAACUAGAGAACACAAACCUGAGGAGACAGCUGGAGGAACUGUCUGAAUGCCAGAGGAAGUUUCGCGCCAGCUCCGUACCCGCACACGUUCGCCUUCCACUGUACGAGGAGCUGCAGGAGCGGAACGAGGAGCGGCGGCGGGCCAUAAGGGAGCGAGAGCAGCACCAUCUUCAGACUAUCCAGAAACCCUUCAGCUUCUUAGAGAGGGAGCGACUAAAGAAAGAGCAGAAGCAGCAGCAGCUCUCAGCUGACCAGGAGAAAGCCAAACCCUUCAAAGCCAAGCCCGUGCCCAAGUCUGUGUAUGCAGCUGCAUCAGGGGAACAGAUGAAGGAGGAGCAGCUGUAUCGGUCUAUCAAGAUACAGAUGAGGGCCCAGGAGAUGCUCAACAGUGCUUCAUUGCCUCCCAGCAUGCUCACACGACGGCCCAGUGAGCGAAAGAAGACUAAAGAUGGCAGCACUGCAGCGGAAGCAACACACCAGCCUCAGAUUAACAAAGAGGUGCCUGACUUUAAAGCUAGCCACAAACGCUUCCAGAAACAGCUGGAGAGACGAAAAGAGGUGAAGCCCAUAACUGCAUGUGAACCCUUCCAACUGAAGACGUCGCAAAUCUCCUGCCGCCGAGAACGCAUCCUGGCUGACAUUGAGAAGGACCGGAGCAGCCCUCGGAUGCUGCGCUGGCCAUACAUCAGCCCUGGGUCAGCUCGGACCCCCAGCUCGAGCCUCUGCUCGUCUCUCUCAGGGAGCAUGGAACUUCUUCCUGCCAAAGCCACAGAUGCCACCAAAAAGCGCCACGAGGCAGUGAGAAAGGUGCUCGAGCAGAGAAAGAAGGCUGAGGAGGAAGAGCAACGGUGGAGGGACAAGCAGAAGCAGAGAGAGAAGAAGUUGCAGAGGCUGGUUCUGAAACGAGCCCAAGCCAACGACCCCCACCAGGCUCUGUCACAGAUCUACCAGGGCAAGCUCCAAGAGUUCAGGAAACAAGACCUUCAGCGCAAGAAGGAAUACAAGCAGGAGAUCAGAGACAUGUGUGAACGAGUGAAGGGAAGGCCUCUGCUGCUGGAGCAGGUUGCACAGAGAAUUGCUAAACAAGCAGCAGAGAAGCGCUACAUCGAAGCCCUGCAUGGAUCUGAUGUGACAGAGGACUUUCUCAGCAGCAAGGUUGGCAAACCAGCUUCAGACCGUAAAGCGUCUGUAUCCAGUGACAGCAAGCAGAGCAACCAGGAGGAUGCCGAUUAUAAACCUGUUCGCUACAGAAAGAUCUUUCUAGAUGAUGAAGACAUCGAUGAUCCUGCUGAGAGCAAAGGAAGGAAAGAGGAGGAGAGUGACAUGGCCUCACUGAACCAGGAUGAUGAAGACCAUUCCCCAGAUGAUUACCAUGGCAAUGAUUGCAGCUAUUCUGAUGGAAGUUUCUCAGAAGAUGUUGGGAAUUACUCAGACGACAGCGAGCAUGAAGCAGAUGUCAGACAACAGAAAGUGGGAGAGUGAAGUCAUCAAACAUUGCCACAUGUACAAACACUCAGAGAGAGGAUCAACCCAGUUGGCCGAUGGGUUUGUUUGAUGACAUUUUAACAAGUGUUUGGAAAAAAUCGUAAUGUAAAAGUUAAGACUGGAAAAUUGUGAUGUUUAUGAUUAAUUACUGGAUCUGAAAGUGUUCAUUGUGCUUCAUGAACAUUUUGCAUAGGAAGUCUAAGGCCCUGUCCACACGUAGCCGGGGAUCUGCCAAAACGUAGAUAUUUUUCUGCGUUUUGGCCUGUCAUCCACACGAAAACGGAGUUUUUUUACACGAAAACGGAUCUUUUUAAAAACUCCGGCCAAAGUGAAGAUCUGCGUUUUCUCCGUUUUGGGUGUCUGCGUGUGGACGGACAAAACCGGAGUUUUAAGGUCCGCAACGUCACUUUCCGCGACAAAAAAAUGCUGACAUCACGUGUGUGACCUGUGUUUACACUAGCCGACAGCAUGGAUGCCCUCAGAGCUGCGCUCGCUUUAUCAAUUGUCCAAGCGCUUUCUGCUUGUUUGUUUUUGCAAGAGGAAUUACUGCUCCUUGUGGAAGACCACAGACGAAGGACGAGGUUAAGAACGGGGGAAGUACUGCCGCCUACAGGUCUGGCAUGUCCUUAACAACGUAUUUAUCCGGGUACGUGUGGACAGAUUUUGUUUUUACAACGCGGUGGUGUGGAUGCAAGUUUUUGGAGGGGCGGAUAUUCGUUUUUAAAAAACCCGGCUACGUGUGGACUAGGCCUAUGUCUCCUCCCCUUCCAGUGGACCCAUGGGUCCCUGAAUGGGGCUAUAAAAGUAGUUUUCUAAUCCGCUUUGCCUUUCGCCCUAAAUCACACACAUGUUGUACUUCUCUGUUGUACUGAGUUUUGACUAUGUCUGUCACAUACUUUGAGAUUUAUUAGCUUGUAAAAGUUGGUAAAUAAAAGACGACAAAUCAGA